GCCUCCAGCCUCUCAAUCUGUGGCCAGCGGCGGCAGCAGAGGCAGAGGUGGCGGCGUGCAACAACCGGCAGCGUGCAACCUUUUCCAGCAAGCUUUUCGGCUCCGUGCACUCAACCUCAUCCUUGGACGAGAAGCGAACCGAACUCAAGGCGGACGAGCUUGCAUGAUCGGCGGCUCCAGCGAGACAGAAAGCCAGGCUAGCCGAGCCCGCUAGCCUUUGUGAGGGUGGCCGGGCUGUCCGCGCACCCGGGGAGCCUCGAGGCAGCCCCGGGCUGGCUGGGAGAAGACGGAGCCGGAAGCCUCGCGCCUUUGAACCCCUGAGCCUUGACAGUGUUGUGUUUGCACGCAGCAACGGUGGAUCUCCAGUGAGGAGCAUCCUCUCCCGCCUGUGUGCAGCCUACCAGCCUACCAGCCUACCAGCGUGACAGCACCAGGAGGCGAUUGAUGACUAAUAUUCCCUCCAGAUAAACCACAACAAUGUUGCGCACCGUGGCCAACGUGCUGGCAGCAGGAUUGCUCGUGUUGGGAAUGCUGCACAGCUCGGACGUGGUGUCUCCAUCCAGGGCUGUUGAUGCUCCAAAGACCUGCAGCCCAAAGCAGUUCGUGUGUAAAGAUGGUGUCACGUGUAUCUCCAAGGGCUGGCGCUGCGAUCGUGAGAAGGACUGCCCAGACGGCUCGGACGAGGAGCCUGAUGUUUGCCCACACAGUGCCGUCUUAAAGUGCCCCCCCAAUGAGUACCAGUGUGGGGGGACAGAGCUGUGCAUCCACAUGAGCAAACUGUGCAACGGGGUUGCAGACUGCACCGACGGCUGGGACGAGGGACCGCACUGCAGAGAGUUUAUAUCCAAUUGCUCACUUAUGGGCUGCCAGGACACUUGUGCAGAGACUCCACUUGGACCUGCUUGUUACUGUAAAAGUGGUUAUGAGAUCAGCUCGGAUGGAAAAACAUGCAAAGACUUCAAUGAGUGCAGUCUGUAUGGGACCUGCAGUCAGUCCUGCACCAACACUGAAGGCUCCUACUCUUGCUCCUGUGUGGAGGGCUACUUGCCGCAACCUGACAACCGAUCCUGCAAGGCCAAGAACGUCCCGGUGGACCGUCUGCCUGUGCUGUUGAUCGCCAACUCUCAGAACAUUCAGGCUACCUCCCUGAGUGGCACCACCGUCCACAGCCUGCUGUCUACCAGCACCAAACAAACCACCGCCAUGGACUUCCUGUACACACAGGAGACAGUUUGCUGGAUCCACGUGGGGGACUCCCCCUCAUCCACGCAUCUUAAAUGUGCCAAGAUUCCCAACCUGAAGAGCUUCAGUGAGGAGAGAGUCAUCAACAUCUCCCUCAGCUUGCAUCAUGUGGAGCAGAUGGCCAUUGACUGGCUUACCGGAAACUUCUACUUUGUGGAUGACGUGGACGACAGGAUCUUUGUGUGUGACAAGGAUGGACAGACGUGUGUCACCCUCCUGGACCAGGAGCUCUACAACCCCAAAGGCAUCGCCCUGGACCCCACCAUGGGGAAGGUGUUCUUCACAGACUAUGGUCAGAUCCCCAAAGUGGAGCGCUGUGACAUGGACGGCCAGAACCGCACCAAGCUGGUGGACAGUAAGAUCGUGUUCCCACACGGAAUUACGCUGGAUUUGGUCAGCAGGCUGGUGUACUGGGCUGACGCCUAUCUGGACUACAUUGAGGUAGUGGACUACGAAGGCAAGAACCGCCACACCAUCAUUCAGGGCCUUCUGAUCGAGCAUCUGUACGGGUUGACGGUGUUUGAAAACUACCUUUAUGCCACCAACUCGGACAACGCUAACAUGCAGCCCAAGACCAGCGUGAUACGCAUCAACCGCUUCAACAGCACUGACAACCAAGUGGUGACACGCGUGGACAAGGGAGGCGCGCUGCACGUGUACCAUCAGAGACGCCAACCACCUGUCCGAAGCCAUGCUUGUGAGGUGGACCAGUUUGGAAAAGCAGGAGGCUGCUCAGAUAUCUGCCUGCUGGGAAAUGGACACAAGACUCGGACAUGCCGCUGCCGCUCCGGCUUCAGCUUGGGUAGCGACGGCAAGUCUUGCAAAAAGCCGGAGCAUGAGCUCUUCCUGGUCUACGGGAAGGGCCGCCCAGGGGUGAUCAGGGGCAUGGACAUGAACGCCAAGGUGCCAGAUGAGUACAUGAUCCCCAUUGAGAAUCUGAUGAAGCCCAGAGCGUUGGAUUUCCAUGCCGAGAGCGAGUUCAUCUACUUCGCUGACGCCACCAGCUACAUCAUCGGGCGGCAGAAAAUCGACGGCACGGAGAGAGACACCAUUCUGAAAGAAGGGAUCCACACGGUGGAGGGCAUCGCUGUGGACUGGAUGGCAGACAACUUGUACUGGACGGACGACGGACCCAAGAAAACCAUCAGCGUGGCUCGGCUGGAGAAAGCCUCCCAGACCCGCAAGACUCUCAUCGAGGAUAAAAUGACUCACCCUCGCGCCAUUGUGGUGGACCCCCUCCAUGGGUGGAUGUACUGGACAGACUGGGAGGAGGAUCCUAAGGAGAGCAAACGAGGCAAAAUUGAACGCGCUUGGAUGGAUGGCUCCAACAGGAAUGUUUUCCUCACCAGCAAGACGGUGCUGUGGCCCAACGGCCUGAGCUUGGACAUCCCUCAGGGAAUCCUCUACUGGGUUGAUGCCUAUUACGACCGCAUUGAGAUGGUCUACCUCAACACCUCCGAACGCAAGACGGUGUACGAGGGCCAGGAGCUGAACCACGCCUUCGGCCUAUGCCACUAUAAACACUUCCUGUUCUGGAAUGAGUACCGCAGUGGCAGCAUUUUCAAGUUGGACACCACCAAGGGCACUGCCACCCUGCUGCGCAACGAACGCCCACCCAUUUUCGAAAUCCGCAUGUACGAUGCUCAGCAGCAACAAGGUUCUAAUGCGUGCCGUGUGCACAAUGGAGGCUGCACCAGCCUGUGUUUGGCCAUACCGGGGGGCCGGCAGUGCGCCUGUGCCGAGGACCAGAUACUGGACCCCACAGACAACACCAGCUGCAAAGCCAACCCGUCCUACGUGCCCCCUCCUCAGUGCCAGCCUGGGGAGUUUGCCUGCAAAAACAACCGCUGCAUCCAGGAACGCUGGAAGUGCGACGGCGACAACGACUGCCUGGACAACAGUGACGAAGCUCCUGAGCUGUGCCACCAGCACACAUGCCCCACUGAAAGAUUCAAGUGUCAGAACAACCGCUGUAUCCCCGUGCGCUGGCUGUGUGAUGGCGACAACGACUGCGGUAACGACGAGGACGAAUCCAACACCACCUGUUCAGCUCGCACGUGCCCACCAAACCAGUACUCGUGUGCCAGCGGCCGCUGCAUCCCUAUCUCCUGGACGUGUGACCUGGAUGAUGACUGCGGGGAUCGGUCGGAUGAGCCUGCCUCCUGUGCCUACCCCACAUGUUUCCCCCUCACCCAGUUCACCUGCAACAACGGACGGUGCAUCAACAAUAACUGGCGCUGUGAUAAUGAUAACGACUGCGGGGACAACAGCGACGAGGCGGGCUGCAGCCAUUCGUGCUCCAGUGCUCAGUUCAAGUGCAACAGUGGAAGAUGCAUCCCGGAUUAUUGGACCUGUGACGGGGAUAAUGACUGCGGGGACUACAGCGACGAAACACAUGCAAACUGCACAAAUCAGGCCACUCGUCCACCGGGAGGCUGUCACACGGAUGAGUUCCAGUGUCGGAUGGAUGGCCUUUGCAUCCCCCUGCGUUGGCGCUGCGAUGGCGACACCGACUGCAUGGACAUGAGUGACGAGAACAACUGUGAGGGUGUCACGCACAUGUGUGACCCGGCAGUCAAGUUCGGCUGCAGGGACUCUGCACGGUGCAUCAGCAAAGCAUGGAUGUGCGACGGAGACAACGACUGCGAGGACAAUUCGGACGAAGAAAACUGCGAGGCGCUGGUGUGCAAACUCUCUCACCAUGUGUGUGCCAACGACUCCACCAUCUGCCUGCCCGCAGAGAAACUUUGCGACGGCACCGAUGAUUGCCCAGAUGGCUCCGAUGAGAAACUCUGUGACCUGUGCUCGCUGGACAAUGGUGACUGCAGCCAUAAUUGCACGGUGGCCCCCGGCGAGGGCGUGAUAUGUUCCUGCCCCCUGGGCAUGGAGCUGGGACCAGACAACAAAACCUGUCAGAUCCAGAGCUUCUGUGCUAAACACCUGAAGUGCAGUCAGCGCUGCAAGCAGGAUAAGUUCAGCGUGAAAUGCUCUUGCUACGAGGGCUGGGAGCUAGAACCGGACAUGGAGAACUGCAAGAGCACGGAUCCUUUUAAGCCCUUCAUCAUUUUCUCCAACCGCCAUGAAAUCCGACGCAUCGAUCUCAAUAAGGGUGAGUUCAGCGUGCUGGUGCCCGGGCUGAGGAACACCAUUGCCUUGGACUUCCAUCUCAGUCAGAGCGCCCUUUAUUGGACCGACGUGGUCGAGGAUAAGAUCUACCGUGGGAAGCUGUCCGAGAAUGGGGCUUUAACCAACUUUGACGUGGUAAUCCAGUACGGGCUGGCGACCCCUGAGGGCCUGGCAGUGGACUGGAUAGCAGGAAACAUUUACUGGGUGGAGAGCAACCUGGACCAGAUUGAGGUGGCCAAGCUAGACGGCACCAUGAGGACCACCCUGCUGGCUGGGGAGGUUGAGCAUCCUCGAGCCAUUGCCCUGGAUCCCCGUGACGGAAUCCUCUUCUGGACCGACUGGGAUGCCAGCUUACCAAGGAUUGAAGCCGCAUCCAUGAGUGGAGAAGGCAGGAAGACCAUCCACAAGGAAACUGGCAAUGGAGGCUGGCCAAACGGACUCACGGUGGAUUAUCUGGAGCGACGCAUCCUCUGGAUUGAUGCCAGGUCGGAUGCCAUUUACUCUGCCAAAUACGAUGGUUCUGGGCUGAUCGAGGUUCUGAGGGGGCACGAGUAUUUGUCCCAUCCUUUUGCUGUCACCAUGUACGGUGGGGAGGUGUACUGGACCGACUGGAGGACCAACACGUUGGCCAAGGCCAACAAGUGGACUGGGAGCAAUGUCACUGUGGUCCAGAGAACCAACACGCAACCUUUUGACCUCCAAGUCUACCAUCCGUCCAGACAGCCUCAAGCGCCUAACCCGUGUGCUGCCAAAGACGGCCAGGAGCCCUGCUCUCAUCUUUGUCUCAUCAACUACAAUCAGACAUUCUCGUGUGGCUGCCCCCACCUCAUGAAACUCGGGCCUGACAGGCGUACUUGCUACGAGUCUCGUCAGUUCCUGCUGUACGCUCGCCAAAUUGAGAUCAGAGGAGUGGAUAUCGACAAUCCCUACUACAAUUACAUCAUCUCCUUCACUGUGCCUGACAUCGACAAUGUAACGGUGGUGGACUACGACGCCAUGGAGCAUCGUAUUUACUGGUCAGAUGUCCGCACGCAGACCAUCAAGAGGGCUUUCAUAAACGGCACUGGGGUGGAGACCGUGAUAUCUGCUGAUCUGCCCAACGCUCAUGGUCUUGCAGUUGACUGGGUUUCCAGGAAUCUCUUCUGGACCAGCUACGAUGCCAACAAGAAACAAAUUAAUGUCGCCAGACUGGACGGCUCGUUCAAAAACGCUGUGAUCCAAGGCCUGGACAAGCCCCACUGUCUAGUUCUGCAUCCUAUCCUGGGGAAACUCUACUGGACAGAUGGGGACAAUAUCAGCUUAGCCAACACAGAUGGCAGCAACCAAAGUGUCCUUUUCACCAACCAGAGAGGCCCUGUCGGCCUCUCCAUUGACUUUGACACUGAGCAGCUUUACUGGAUCAGCUCAGGUAAUAGCACCAUCAACCGCUGCAAGCUGGAUGGCUCUCGAUUUGAAGUCCUCGAAGGGGCCAAGGGCAAGUUAACCAAGGCUACGGCUUUAGCCAUAAUGGGGGAUAAGUUGUGGUGGGCUGACCAAGGAACUGACCAGAUAGGAACGUGUAACAAGAAGGAUGGUGGCAACUGGAAAGUCCUAAGGAACAGCACAUCCCCAAUGAUGCACAUGAAGAUCUACAAUGAAACAGUGCAAAAAGGCACCAAUCUUUGCAGCAAUAACAAUGGUGACUGUUCCCAGCUGUGUCUCCCCACCUCCCCGACCAGCAGGGCUUGCAUGUGCACUGCAGGAUACAGCCUGCGCAGGGGCCAGCAGUCUUGCGAGGGUGUUGGCUCCUUCCUCCUGUACUCUGUCCAUGAGGGGAUACGUGGUAUUCCUUUGGACCCGUCGGACAAGUCUGAUGCCCUUGUACCAGUGUCAGGCACCUCCCUGGCUGUGGGAAUAGAUUUCCAUGCUGACAAUGACACUAUCUACUGGGUGGAUAUGGGCCUGAGCACAAUCAGCAGGGCCAAGAGAGACCAGACGUGGAGAGAGGACGUAGUCACUAAUGGCAUCGGUAGGGUGGAGGGAAUAGCUGUGGACUGGAUAGCAGGAAAUAUCUACUGGACAGACCAAGGUUUCGAUGUGAUCGAGGUGGCCCGUCUGAAUGGCUCUUUCCGCUACGUGGUUAUCUCCCAGGGCUUGGACAAGCCUCGCGCCAUCACUGUCCACCCUGAGAAAGGCUACUUGUUCUGGACGGAGUGGGGCCAGUACCCCCGUAUUGAACGCUCCCGACUGGAUGGCUCACAAAGGGCUGUUCUGGUGAAUGUCAGUAUUAGCUGGCCCAACGGUAUCUCCAUCGACUAUGAGGACGGUUUGCUGUACUGGUGCGACGCCAGGACUGACAAAAUUGAGCGCAUCAAUCUGGAGACAGGAGAGAACAGGGAAGUGGUUCUGGCCAACAACAACAUGGACAUGUUUUCUGUGUCCGUGUUUGAGAGCUACAUCUACUGGAGUGACCGGACUCAUGCUAAUGGCUCCAUAAAGAGAGGCAGUAAAGACAACGCCACAGACUCGGUCUCUCUGAGGACUGGGAUCGGGGUGCAGCUCAAGGAUAUUAAGGUCUUUAACCGGGCCAGGCAGCAAGGAACGAAUGUGUGCAAAGUCAACAACGGCGGGUGUCAGCAGCUUUGUCUUUACCGUGGCAAUGCGCAGCGCACAUGCGCCUGCGCCCACGGCAUGCUGGCCGAAGACGGAAGCAGCUGCCGCGACUAUGACGGCUACCUGCUGUACUCGGAGCGCACCAUACUAAAGAGCGUUCACCUGUCGGAUGAAAACAACUUGAACGCGCCCAUCAAACCGUUUGAGGACCCCGAGCACAUGAAGAAUGUCAUUGCUCUGACCUUCGAUUACCGAGGAGGGGGAGGGAAGGGAGCCAACCGGGUCUUCUUCAGUGACAUCCACUUUGGCAACAUCCAGCAAAUCAGCGAUGAUGGAUCUGACCGCAAGACUGUAGUAGAGAAUGUGGGCUCAGUGGAGGGUCUGGCGUACCACCGGGGCUGGGAUAUGCUGUAUUGGACCAGCUACACCACCUCCACCAUCACCCGCCACACUGUGGAUCAGAGCCGCUGGGGCGCUGUUGACCGGCACACUGUGGUCACAAUGUCAGGAGAUGACCACCCCAGAGCCUUCGUUCUGGACGAGUGCCAGAGCCUCAUGUUCUGGACCAACUGGAACGAGCAGUCUCCCAGUAUCAUGCGGGCCACGCUCACUGGGUCCAACGUGCUAGUCAUCAUUGGCACUGACAUCCGAACCCCCAACGGUUUGGCCAUUGACCACCGUGCUGAAAAGCUUUACUUCUCUGACGCCACCUUGGACAAGAUCGAGCGCUGCGAGUAUGACGGCAGUCGGCGCUACGUGGUACUGAAGAAUGAACCGGUGCACCCAUUUGGUCUGGCCGUGUAUGGAGACUACAUCUUCUGGACGGACUGGGUGAGGAGGGCUGUGCUUCGGGCCGACAAAUACACAGGAGGAGACAUGAAGGUCCUGCGUGCCGAUAUUCCCCAGCAGCCCAUGGGAAUCGUUGCCGUGGCCAACGACACUAACAGCUGCGAGUUCUCGCUAUGUCGCGUCAACAACGGAGGAUGUCAAGACUUGUGCUUGCUGACGUCGGAGGGGAGGGUCAACUGCAGUUGCCGUGGCGACAGGAAGCUUCUGGACGACAACACUUGCAUUGCUCUCAACACGACCUGCAGUAAAAUUGACGAGUUUGAGUGUGGAAACGGAGACUGUGUGAACUACACGCUGACCUGCGAUGGCAUGGCCCACUGCAAGGACAAGUCUGACGAGAAGCAGUCUUACUGUGCCAACCGAGUGUGCAAGAAGGGCUACAGGCGUUGCGUUAACGGCCGCUGUGUGGGGCAUCACUCCUGGUGUGACGGACAGGAUGACUGUAGAGACAAUUCAGAUGAGCUUUUCUGUAACACCACACUGUGUUCGGCGGAACAGUUCCAGUGCAGAGACGGAAGCUGCAUCCUCAACUCCAGCAAAUGCGACCAAAAAGUGGACUGUGAGGAUGCCAGUGACGAGAUGAACUGCACGGCCACAGACUGUUCCAGUUAUUUCCGCCUGGGAGUGAAAGGAGUGACAUUUGAGAAGUGCGAGUUCACCACCCUCUGCUAUGACCCCUCUUGGCAUUGUGAUGGAGCUAACGACUGUGGAGACUUCUCGGAUGAAAGAAACUGCCCAGGAAGUGGCAAAACCAAGUGCCCGACGACUUUCUUUGCCUGUCCGAACGGACGAUGCAUCCCGAUGAGCUGGACCUGCGACAAAGAGCACGACUGCGAGAAUGGCACAGACGAGGCUCAUUGCGAUAAAUUCUGCUCAGCCUCCCAAUUUGAGUGUGGAAACCAUCGCUGUAUUCCCAACUCGUGGGUCUGCGACGGAGCAGACGACUGUGGCGACAGCAGCGACGAGGACAGCAAGUGCAAAACAAAAACAUGCAGUCCAGAAGCAUUCCAAUGUCCCGGAUCCCACAUGUGCAUCCCUCAGCGCUGGAAAUGUGACGGCGACAAAGACUGUCCUGAUGGGGCUGACGAGAACGUGAAAGCUGGCUGUGUCUUCAACGACACGUGUCGCAGCGACGAGUUCAUGUGCCAGAACAGGCGUUGCAUUCCCAAGCACUUUGUGUGUGACCACGACAACGACUGCAGCGACGGCUCAGACGAGUCGCAGGAGUGUGAGUACCCAACAUGCGGACCCAAUGAGUUCCGCUGUGCCAACGGACGCUGCCUCAUCCAGAGCUCAUGGGAGUGCGAUGGAGACUUUGACUGCCACGACCACUCGGACGAAGCCCCCAAGAAUCCACGCUGCACGGGACCAGAGAAGAAAUGCAACGAAACGGCCUACACAUGCAACAACGGAAAGUGUGUCAACGAGACGCUACUCUGCGACCACAAAGACGACUGCGGCGAUGGCUCGGAUGAGCUCAACUGCUACAUUAACGAGUGCCUGAACAGCAAACUGAGUGGCUGCUCUCAGCUCUGUGAGGACCUGAAGAUAGGCUUCAAGUGUCGAUGCCACCCCGGAUUCCGGUUGAAAGACAAUGGGAAGACGUGCGUGGACGUGGACGAGUGCACGAGCACCUACCCCUGCACACAGCGCUGCAUCAACACGCACGGCAGCUUCCACUGUCUGUGUGUGGACGGGUUCCAACUGAGCCCUGAAAAUCCAACCAUAUGCAAAUCAACAUCCGACGAGGAGCCCUUCCUCAUCUUUGCCAACCGCUACUACCUUAGAAAGCUCAACCUGAAUGGCUCCAACUACACUCUCAUCAAACAGGGCUUGAACAACGCAGUGGCUCUGGACUUUGACUAUCGUCAGCAGAUGAUUUAUUGGACUGACGUGACCACGCAGGGCAGCAUGAUCCGGCGCAUGCACAUCAAUGGCAGUGAUGUUCAGGUCCUCCACCGCACAUCACUCAGCAACCCAGAUGGACUGGCAGUGGACUGGGUGGGAGGAAACCUGUACUGGUGCGAUAAGGGGCGGGACACUAUUGAGGUGUCGAAGCUGAAUGGGGCAUACCGCACAGUUCUGGUCAACAAUGGCUUGAGAGAACCUCGGGCUGUCGCUGUGGAUGUGCGAUAUGGCUACUUGUACUGGUCGGACUGGGGGGACACCCCUCACAUUGGGAGGAUUGGGAUGGAUGGCACCAACAGGAGUGUCAUUGUGGAGGAUAAGAUCACCUGGCCCAACGGCCUGACUCUGGACUUUAUCAACGAUCGCAUCUACUGGGCCGACGCCCGAGAGGACUACAUCGCCUUCGCCAGCCUGGACGGAACCAACAGACACACAGUCCUGGCCCAGGAUAUCCCGCACAUCUUUGCAAUGACUCUGUUUGAGGAGUACAUCUACUGGACGGACUGGGAGACCAAGUCCAUCAACAGAGCUCAUAAGACUCUGGGAAUCAACAAGACCAUGCUGAUUAGCACCUUACACAGACCGAUGGACGUCCAUAUCUACCACUCAUAUCGCCAACCAGAGGUGGCCGAUCACCCGUGCCAGACCAACAAUGGUGGUUGCAGCAACCUGUGCCUGCUUUCACCCGGAGGGGGCUACAAAUGCGCCUGCCCCACUAAUUUUUAUCUGGCAGCUGAUGGCAAACAGUGCUUGUCCAACUGCACUGCCAGUCAGUUUGUUUGCAAAAAUGACAAGUGUAUUCCAUUUUGGUGGAAGUGUGACACGGAAGACGACUGUGGGGAUCGCUCAGAUGAGCCCGCCAACUGCCCUGAAUUUAAGUGCAGACCAGGUCAAUUCCAGUGCGGAACAGGAAUUUGUACAAAUCCUGCCUACAUCUGUGACGGAGACAAUGACUGCCAAGACAAUUCGGACGAGGCCAAUUGCGACAUCCAUGUGUGCCUGCCCAGUCAGUUUAAAUGCACCCAUCCCAGUCGGUGCAUCCCUGGCAUCUUCCGUUGCAAUGGACAGGACAACUGCGGAGAGGGAGAGGAUGAGAAGGAUUGCCCCGAGGUGACAUGCGCCCCCAACCAGUUCCAGUGUGCCGUCACCAAGCGCUGCAUCCCGAGGGUGUGGGUGUGCGACAGGGACAACGACUGUGUGGACGGCUCUGAUGAGCCCGCCAACUGCACCCAAAUGACGUGUGGUGUGGACGAGUUCCGCUGUAAGGACUCGGGCCGCUGCAUCCCGGCACGCUGGAAGUGCGACGGUGAGGACGACUGUGGCGAUGCUUCAGAUGAGCCCAAAGAGGAGUGUGACGAACGGACGUGUGAGCCGUAUCAGUUCCGCUGUAAGAACAACCGCUGCGUGCCCGGACGCUGGCAGUGCGACUACGACAAUGACUGUGGGGACAACUCUGAUGAAGACAAGUGUGUGCCUCGCCAGUGUUCUGAGAGCGAGUUUGCCUGCACAAAUGGCCGCUGCAUUGCCGGGCGCUGGAAGUGUGACGGCGAUCAUGACUGUGCAGACGGCUCAGAUGAGAACGGCUGUGACGUGAAGUGUGACAGCGAUCAGUUUCAGUGUAAAAAUGGCCACUGCAUCCCCAUCCGCUGGCGCUGUGAUGCUGACCCCGAUUGCAUGGAUGGAAGCGAUGAGGAGAAAUGUGACAGUGGUGUGGGUAGGCACUGCCCCCUGGAUGAGUUCCAGUGCAACAACACUCUGUGUAAACCUCUGAGCUGGAAGUGCGAUGGCGAGGACGACUGCGGGGACAAUUCCGAUGAGAAGCCAGAGGAAUGUGUUAAAUUCCAGUGUCCACCCACCCGACAGUUCCGCUGUCAUAAUGAUCGCGUGUGUCUGCCGAUAUCGAAACGUUGCGACGGCGUCAACAACUGCGGGGACAACAGCGAUGAAGUCAACUGCCCGGUGCUUCCGUCCACACCCGUGUGCCAAAAAGAUGAGUUCCAGUGCUCCAGCGGCCGCUGCAUCAGCUCUGUGCUGCGGUGCAACUUCUUCAAUGACUGUGAGGAUUACGGCUCUGAUGAAAUCAACUGCAAUAAGAAAGACACGGCGCUGAAUGAUUGCCGCAGCAACAGGACGGUGUGCGGCGACGGCGACGAGGCUCACUGCGUGGUCAAUGGGACGAGCUCCUUCUGCUCCUGCAAACCGGGCUUCAAGUCCUACGGCCGUAACAGAUGUGAAGAUAAGAACGAGUGUGGAGCGUUUGGAGUGUGUUCGCACAUCUGCAACAACACCAAGGGUUCAUACAAGUGCAGCUGCCACAAGCACUUCACUCGAAUCAACGACACUUGCAAGGCUGACACUCAGAGACAAGUUCUCUACAUCGCUGAUGACAAUGAGAUCCGUGGGCUGGACCCCUCCAUGCCAAAUUGGCGCUAUGAGCAGGUCUUCCAGGGCGAUGCCAACGUGCGCAUCGAUGCCAUGGAUGUGCACAUCAAGACAAAUCGCAUUUACUGGACCAACUGGCACACAGGGCGCAUAUCUUCCUACGAGUUGCCUUCUUCCUCAUCGCCGUCACCUAACAACAACCGGAACCGACGUCAGAGCGAAUCGCGGGUCACCAACGUGGAGAUCCCUGAUCUGACUAUGCCACGGGGUAUCGCCGUGGACUGGGUGGCGGGGAACCUGUACUGGACUGACUCGGGUCGAGAUGUCAUCGAGGUGGCUCAGCUCAGUGGAGGACACCGCAAAACUCUCAUUUCUGGCAUGAUUGAUGAGCCUCACGCCAUCGUGGUCAACCCCCCGAGAGGAAAAAUGUACUGGGCCGACUGGGGGAACCACCCAAAGAUUGAGACCGCCGCCAUGGACGGAACCAUGAGAGAGACGCUGGUGGAAGAAAACAUUCAGUGGCCAACUGGUCUUGCAGUGGACUACUUCAACCAGCGCCUGUACUGGGCUGAUGCCAAACUCUCCUUGAUUGGCAGCGUGAGGCUGAAUGGCAGUGAUGCUGUUGUGGCCGUACACAGCAUCAAAAACAAGCUGCAGCAACCCUUCAGCAUCGACAUAUUUGAAGACUACAUCUACGGCAUCACCUACAUCAACAACCAUGUCUUCCGUGUAAACAAAUUUGGAAAAGGCCACGUAGAGAACUUGACCACAAGAAUGAACCAUGCCACUGAUUUGGUUUUGUUCCACCGCAACAAGCAACCCGAGAUGACCAACCCAUGCGAUCCAAAGAAAUGCGAAUGGCUGUGCCUGCUGAGCCCCAGUGGACCCGUGUGCAUGUGUCCCAACGCUCACACGUUGGACAACGGCACAUGCGUGAGGCAGCCCGCUCCCACGCUCUCGCCAAUCUCGCCCCCCGGUGGCCCCUGCCUGGUCCAGUGUCUGAACGGCGGAAGCUGCUUCCUCAACGCUCACAAGCAGGCCAAAUGUCGCUGCCAGCCCAACUAUGGAGGAGAUCGAUGUGAGGUUGACCAGUGCAGAGACUACUGCAAGAACGGAGGAACAUGCACACCUUCUCCUACAGGGUCGCCUACCUGCCGAUGUCUGCCAGGGUUUACGGGACCGAACUGUAACCUGCACACAUGUAGGAAUUACUGCAUGAAUGGAGGCAACUGUACUGUCAGUGCAGGAAAUCAGCCAACCUGCAACUGCCCUCACGACUUCCUGGGCGACCAGUGCCAGUAUCGAAGCUGUGAAGGCCACUGCCUGAACAGAGGCACGUGUCUGCAGACCGCCAGCGGCUCCAAACUGUGCCGCUGUCUGCCCCAGUACACCGGCAGCACAUGCCAGAUCGACAAGUGUCACUAUUGUCGCGACGGAGAGUGUAUCCCCAAGGACAGGUUUACCUCGACUGGGGAAUUCACCUGCCGAUGCACAAAUGGAAGAAUCCAGCCCAGCUGCUACACAUGCGAUACAAAUGAGUACUGUGCAAACGGCCAGUGUUCCAUUAAUCCACAUACCCACCUUCCUGAGUGCAGAUGCUCUGAUGGAUGGGCGGGGCAUCGUUGUGAGUCAGUCACUGAGCCUGAAGGUGCCACCAGUUCAGGUGGACGCACCGCCUCCAUCGUGAUCCCUGUGCUCCUUUUGCUUCUGCUGGUUCUGCUGGCUGCGGGAGCCCUGAUCUGGUACAGGAGGAGGAUGAGAGGGUCUAGCCGGCCCAGUAAAACCGGCUCCAAACGAUUGCGAGCCAAGGGUUUCCAGCACCAAAGGAUGACCAAUGGGGCCAUGAAUGUUGAAAUCGGAAACCCCGCCUACAAGAUUUACGAGGGCGAGCCUGAUGACGAUGCCGGGGAGUUGUUAGACGCGGACUUCACCCUGGAUCCGGACAAGCCUACCAACUUCACCAAUCCGGUGUACGCCACGCUGUACAUGGGCGCUCACAACAGCCGCAACUCUCUGGCCAGCACGGACGAGAAGAAGGAGCUUCUGUGCCGCGCAGAGGAAGAGCCUCUCGUGGACCCUCUGGCGUAGGCCACCGCCCGUCAUGCCAUUCCAAUCACCCUGUUCUGGCCUUUUAGAGAAAACACAAACAAAAAAAUCGAGAGAGAGAAACGACACAAAAAAGCGUGUGAACACUGUAUAAAAUGUACAAAAAUGAAGGACUACUUUUGUAUGUGAUUGCAGUAUUAUAUUUUGUUUCUUUUGAGUUUCCUCCGGUCAAAAAAACAACAACAUUUUCUAUAAGAAAUUUUUAAUUUCCGCGUGUCCCUUCCCCUUUACCUAAAUAGCCACUACCUCUGUGCAAAAUGAAACGGAAAGGAGACAAUUAGAAGUCAUCGGAGCAAAUGUAUUUUUCUUGUUAUUUUUGUAUGAAUUGUAUAAAGAGAAAGAGAGAAGUCGUUCCAUUUCACCAGUGCCAACUGUUUGUUGUUUGUGUGCACUUUGAGCAAGAAAGGCAAAACUCAAAGUUGUGAAAAUUGUUUUCGUUUCACUUCUCGACAAGAUUGUGUACUCUUAGGUUGGCUUAUUUUGUCCUGGGCCCAAAGGCUGUGGAGUAAAGAACAGAAAGGACUUUAUUGGACAGCUUCCCAUGACCUAACUCACAUAUUAAUACCAAGCCUUUUUUGUAUUCGCAGAGAGCCUCUAAUAUAUACUUUUGAAGGGUACCAUUGUCACACACAAGAGAGAGACUACUUCCAACGUUCUGUUGUGGUUUUAACACCGUUCCGUGUCUUCGGUCCGAGAAGCCAACCGCACCAGAGCUGACUGGGUUGGGAUGCUGGGCGUUUUCACUGGCAGAGCAAAUGCACCAGAGUUCCUUUUAAGUGAACCAAACGCGACAAGGCACUCGGAGUGGGAAAUGAUUGUGUUGUCUUCCUUGCACAGAAUUCCAAUUGAAUAGUAUUUUAUACAGAGAUGUUUUUUUCACGGCUUUUGUGUGUGUGGUGUGUCUUGGAGAGGGAGGACUUUGCUCCUGGCUCGGGUGAUGUUGUGAUGAAGCAACCGGCUGGUAAACAAUAGGAGGACCAAAAAAGGCACCGCCAGUUAGGAGGGCAAGUGAGUGUCAUGUGACUUCGAGGGUCUUCCUUCCUCCAGUUGAAGGUGAGGAUGGACCUUUUCUUAUUCAUGUCAGUCAUGAGUAACUUUCCUCCCUUUACUGCAGGGUUGCUCACACUUUUCCAUUUACUGCCAUUAACUCAGCAGCCAAAACAUGCAUGUUACAUAAGUAUAUGACACAUUCUCCACACCUGCAGUGAUCUUCUAGUCUAUGUAUAUUUAGAAAUAGUGGUAGGUGAAAUGGAAAUUCCAUGGUUGUCAUGGUUACGUUAUUAAGGUACCUUUAUCUUGUGUCCGGCACCAUUGCAUGCAUUAAUUAGCACAGGAAGCGCUUUUAUGUCGACACACCAUCACUACUGCUACCACUGACAUAUCACAUUUUGUUGACACCAUUUUUCAUGAGCUUAACAUUGUACAGUUAUAUUUUUACUUGAUUUUUAUGAUGUGUCAGUGAAUACAUUAGAUACCUUUCACGUUCGCGGGAUUCUGUUUUGCUUCCAACACCAGCUGCAAAUCUAAAUGUGAGGCUAAAUUUCAUGGCUGGAAUUGUUCGAUUAUUAGAGUACCUUUUUUACCUUUGGUGUCCAGUGCCAUCAUGCGUGUUCAUUAAGGUCGGAAGCUCCUUGAACAAAUGUUUUGCUAUAGCUAGGCUAUAGUUAUGUCACCAAAUGAUCACCAAAUGACUCCACAUGAAUAAAACCUGAAGUGAAUAUGUAUUGAUAACUAAAAAUCAAGUGGUGUCCAAUCAUCAUGAAUGUUAUGUUUUAUUUGCCACUAGUUUUGAGGAACUUAACCUUUUACACUUUUUUAAUGGUGUGUGUGCCUCAACUUUAAAUUCGGAUCAAAUUUUACUCAGCUGGUGCGGAGAAGUGUCAUAUAUGUAUCAUGUGAUUGGCUGGUGAGCAAUCCAGGGUGUCCCCCACCUCUCAAAACAAAAAGUCAGUUGGGUGAGGUUCCAGCGCCUAGGAAAUGGAUGUCUUACUGUAAAAUUCACAUUAAAUAAAUGACAACACAGAAGAUGACAUACAGUAUAUGAACGUAAUAGUGCAAUGAAAUAAGAUCUUACCCUCACCCGGCCCCCAUUUUGGGUCAUGACUUUGGCAAACCUUGCCUUAGUGGAUCAGAGUGAGCGUUUUGUACCGCCUCUUGUCUUUCAAGUGCAGAAAGGUCGUUUUGGUAUUUGUGUUUCUUGAGCUUCGUCCAAACCCCCCACCCCCACCCCCGUGGAACUGCUGCUGCUAUCGCUACCA
This is a messenger RNA of Doryrhamphus excisus (bluestripe pipefish), 16463 nucleotides long. Its product is annotated as low-density lipoprotein receptor-related protein 1-like. Gene Ontology annotation, molecular function: protein binding; calcium ion binding; low-density lipoprotein particle receptor activity. Gene Ontology annotation, cellular component: plasma membrane; signaling receptor complex. NCBI's taxonomy places the organism in Eukaryota, Metazoa, Chordata, Actinopteri, Syngnathiformes, Syngnathidae. The record is from RefSeq and is a predicted model, not a curated record.